Leishmania major strain Friedlin is the source of this 651-nucleotide messenger RNA. RefSeq lists its product as hypothetical. Lineage: Eukaryota; Euglenozoa; Kinetoplastea; Trypanosomatida; Trypanosomatidae. The transcript has a single exon. The record is from RefSeq and is a predicted model, not a curated record. Bases 1 to 651 code for a protein of 216 amino acids.
AUGGAAGAGGACCUUCAUCGCGAGCAGCGUCGCCGCACGUACGUGCACGCGGCAACGGCUGAGGACGCGAACAAGGAAGCCGUCAGCACCCACGUAAGCGGGUACAACCCAUGGGAGGUGCUGGGCCUGAAGCCGGGUGCGUCGACGCAGACGAUCCGCCUGCGCUACCACGAGCUCAUGAAGCAGGUUCACCCGGACAUGGCGGCCGACGGUGCCGGCGACAUCCCACGCCUCAACCAAAUUAACAAGGCAUACGAGCUGAUCACGAAGAGCCCGACGCUGGACCGGCGCUACCGCAACCUCGUCUCCGACACGCAGUACUUCUACUACAAGUUCCUACCCGAGUGGAUGGCGCGCAACGUGGACGAGAUGCCGCGGUACUGGAGUUGGGUUAAGUGGCGUACCCCGAGCAGCUUCCACAUUUUCCUGCUGCUCUGCGGCUUCUACGUGCUCGGCCGCUUCUACGCCGCCUUCCCGAUGCUGACGAGCAUCUUCUUCGUCUCCGUGGCGCUGGAUGUGCUGUUACACACGAUGCUAGCCCCGGCGGCGCUGUGCAUGCUGUUUCUCUACUCGAUCAUGGCGUACCGGAGCUACGAUAUGGCGUGGCUGACCAGCCCGAAGGGCUUCCUGCGUCGUGAGUUGGGCUAUUAA